Messenger RNA from Momordica charantia (bitter melon), 1493 nucleotides. RefSeq names its product Basic-leucine zipper (bZIP) transcription factor family protein (gene DPBF2). NCBI's taxonomy places the organism in Eukaryota, Viridiplantae, Streptophyta, Magnoliopsida, Cucurbitales, Cucurbitaceae. Gene Ontology annotation, biological process: positive regulation of DNA-templated transcription. Gene Ontology annotation, cellular component: nucleus. The record is from RefSeq and is a predicted model, not a curated record. Gene Ontology annotation, molecular function: DNA-binding transcription factor activity.
CCUCUAAGUCCUACUUCUACAUCUUCUAUAUAAGAGAGAUUAAAAUAAAACAACAUAAUGCUUCUCUUUGUUCACUCCGCUCCUUUCUUCUUCUUCCUCUUCUUCUUCUUCUUCUUCUUCUUCUCAGCAGUGCUUUGAGCUGUUUUUUCUGAUCAGAGUGAAUUUGAAGUUGUUUAAGCAUAAUUUUUGGCAAUUCAAUUCUAGCCAUCCAAACAGUGUUAUUGUUAUUGUUGGAGAAAUGGAUAACUCUGAAUUGCAAGAUAUGGGAAUUGGGCAAAUGCUAUCAGAAGCAGCAGCAACACAGCCAUCAGAUGGAGCAUUAAGAGACUAUUUAUUCUCUUCACUUAACAAACACAACAACAUUUUAUCUCUCACAUUUGAUGAAAUCCAAUGCAAGAGUGGGAAGAACUUUGGGGGUAUGAGCAUGGAUGAGUUUCUUGCCAACGUCUGGAAUGUUGAAGAAACUCAAACCCAAUUUCAAUCCCAACCCAAUGAAAAUGAACCUCAACAAAAUUACCCUUAUAUGGCCCCCAAUUCCCGCCCGACGCUCGCUCGCCAGCCCUCAUUCUCCAUCCCCGUUCCUCUCUGUGGGAAAACGGUGGAUGAGAUCUGGUCCGAGAUACACAGAGAACAACAUGCAAAUCGGCAGAACUUCACAAGYGUCCCGUGCCAAAGCCAGCCAGCUUUAGGAGAAAUGACUUUGGAAGAUUUCUUGGUGAGAGCUGGAGUGGUGCAGGAAUCAUCUUGUUCUUCAAUGAAGCAGCUGCCCUGUUCUCCAAAGSAGAGCAAUAGCAAUACCUUCUAUGGAAAUAACAGGCCAAUGGUGGAUUUGGGGUAUGGGAUGGGGGACAAAUUGGGGCUUUCAUUGUCCUAUCAGCAGAAUGCUGCAAGAAAUAUGCCUGGGAUUUGCUUCCCAACUUACCAAAUCCUCAGCCACCACUCAGUUGGGGAACCAUCUGAUAGCAAUUCAAUCCACAAAUGCCAUAGCAUGACUGAUUGGGUUGAGCACAGCAACAAGAGGAGGAUAAUAGACGGUCCCCCGGAAAUCGUGGUGCAGCGGAGACAGCGCCGAAUGAUCAAGAAUCGGGAGUCGGCCGCGCGAUCUCGGGCUAGAAAACAGGCAUACACAGUGGAGUUGGAAGCUGAGCUGAAUCAUCUAAAAGAAGAGAAUUUAAAACUAAAGCAAAUUUUGGCUGAAUCUGAGAGGAAGAGAAUGCAAGAGAGUUUGUGGAACAUAUCAAUGGCAGAUGGUGCAGAGGAAGGAGACUGUGAAGAGGCAGAAGCCUACAGAGAGGCUGAGGACAAUAAGGAGGGUGGGGAGCAUGUGUUGGUGAAGGAGGAGAGAGGAUAAUUAAGUUUGAUUAUGUAAAUGGUGAAAUUUUACAGCAAGUGAUGGAGUGGAGAUUGUGUCUCAGAAAAUAAAGAAGGAAAUAUGUAUUAUUCACUCUCUUACUCACAUAAAGUUGCAUAAUGGAAAUCAAGCUUUCCUUUCU